Molecule: messenger RNA, 849 nt
Organism: Symbiodinium pilosum
Lineage: Eukaryota; Dinophyceae; Suessiales; Symbiodiniaceae
Source: the annotation of a GenBank genome assembly
AUGAACCAGAGGGCCAAGACCUACCGAAAGCUGCACGACAUCCCGGAGGAGUGGGGAACGGCCGUGAAUGUUCAGGCGAUGGUCUUCGGCAACAUGGGCAACGACUGCGCAACGGGAGUUGCCUUCACCCGCAAUCCUUCCAACGGCGCCAAGGAUUUCUACGGAGAGUUCUUGGUCAACGCGCAGGGUGAGGAUGUGGUGGCCGGCAUCCGAACUCCUCAGGAGCUCACGAUCAAGGCUCGCAAGUCGCACGGCAGCGAUUUGCCGUCGCUGGAGGAGGUGAUGCCCAGCAUCUUCCGAGAGUUGGAGACCGUGCGCCACCAGCUGGAGAACCAUUACAGGGACAUGCAGGACAUCGAGUUUACAAUCCAGCAAGGCAAGCUCUACAUGCUCCAGACCCGCACGGGGAAGCGCACGGCCCAUGCAGCCCUGCAGAUUGCGGUGGACAUGGCGAAUGAGGGGCUAAUUAGCAAGUCGCAGGCGUUGAUGCGCUUGAAGCCAGAUUUGAUCGACCAGCUGCUGCACCCAACGCUGGACCCCAAGGCAAAGAAGACCGUCAUUGCCAAGGGCCUUCCUGCUUCGCCAGGUGCGGCAGCUGGGAAGGUGGUCUUUUCGGCCGACGAGGCCGUGACACGCUCGGAGAACGGCGACAAGGUGAUCCUGGUGCGGAUUGAGACAAGCCCAGACGACAUUCACGGCCUCCACGCGGCGGAGGGUGUACUGACCACGCGUGGUGGGAUGACCAGCCAUGCGGCUGUGGUGGCGCGUGGCAUGGGCCGGCCCUGCGUGGCAGGUGCUGGCGAGGUGAAGGUCAACUACAGCUCCGCGUCCUUCGAGGUGACCGGGUGA